This is a messenger RNA of Peromyscus leucopus (white-footed mouse), 1281 nucleotides long. It is a transcript of the gene Mcemp1, whose product is annotated as mast cell expressed membrane protein 1. Lineage: Eukaryota; Metazoa; Chordata; Mammalia; Rodentia; Cricetidae. The record is from RefSeq and is a predicted model, not a curated record.
GAUGUGUGGACACUUGGAGGUCCAGGGCCCAAGGCUGUGGUAAUCUACUUGAAUCAACCAAGCAGAAUGCAGGCAUCAGCCUUCCAGGAUAAGAACCGGAGGAAGCCAGACCACAGUGAAGGUACUCACGAUCCUAACUAUGAGAAUAUAACCUUGCCCUUCAGAAACAAGGACCAGCUCAAACUCAGUGCAUCAGCACCCAGGAAACAAGCCCAGCCCAAGCCGUCACUGGACACACCCCAGGUCCCCCCUUGGUUGCACAGAACCAUCAUGAUCUUGUAUGUCCUCCUCGCUCUCAUCUUUUUGUCAUGCAUCAUCCUCUCCGCUUUGGUCCUGGUCAAAAAUUCGGAAAUGUCCAGGGAGCUGUGGAGCCUGAGAGAGGAGCUUUCGAAUGUCUCAAACACGGUGCUGAACUGCCGACCAGCAAAGAAUCAUUGGAAAGCGGUGCAGCAGGACAUCCAGGAGGCCAAGACCAAUAUUGGUGUGGUCUUGAGCAAAGUGCAGACUGGAAACGACAAGCUGAAGACGGUGCCAGCAGAUAUAACGGAAAUCAAGAAAACCCUCGAGAGUCUAGAGAAGAAAACACCUGCUCGUAAGCCAGAGCCAGAGGUGGGCUGGGGUGGUGUUCCAGACCUAGUGCUGGUCUGCCUGACCUCACGUCUCUCCUCUCUGACAGAGCCCAGUAAAUAAGAGAACAUCACAGCCACACCUGGAAGGCCUCGGGAUCGCACCUGCUAGUGAAGAUGACUGGAGUGUGAGUCCGCCAUUCAUCCUCACAGAGAAAAGUACCCAUCCGGAGGGAUGGGUGUUGAAGAGUGUGCCCGUGGAAGUGAACAUUUUGGGGCAUAUGGAGUUUCCAUGCAUCCAAGGAGAAGGUUAAGUUAUGGUGGAAAGAGAACAUGGAAGUCACUGCAUGUGUUACUCUUUACGGGUGUGUGGCCAGACAUAUAUGAGGAUAGGCCUGUCCUGGAAGACAGCUGUUCCUGUGAAUCCCCCAAAGGAUGUCAUUGUGAGUGUGGGUGUAGGUGACAUGUGAGAUGUGCCUCCCCAUUAGCUUGAGCGUGCAUGUGUGCAUCUGGCUAGUGUGUGUGUGUGUGUGUGUGUGUGACUGCAGUGGUGGGUGAUGUCCACUCUGGGGAUGUACUGUGGUGCGGGUCAUUCCUGGUGUUCCUGGCUGUGUCACCUUGUGUGUUUAGAGCAUGUGCACAAGUGCACCCAUUAAUUUCUGCACUUGUAUUUUAUGAUUCAUGAAGAUAAAUGCCAAGAGAAAGGAUGACUCUA